GAGACAGAUGUCUUUAGUUUCUUAUCUAAGAACUGUCAAUGCUGUUGUGCAUAACAAAGUGCAAACAAUACAGUUGUUUGUCAAGUAUUAUGAGGCAUUUGAGUGCUUGCAAUAGGGAUUUGAAAUCCUUGAAAUUAAGUGUGAGGUGGGCAAGGGCUUUUCCUCAUGACCUUCUGAAUGCCAGGGGAGUUACAGUGAUUUUUCCUUAGCUCUGCUUUUAGUUACUGCAGCAGAAACCACACUAAAAUAUUUCUAUUCUCUUGCCUUUAUUUUAUGUCAUUUUUACAGCUCACUUUUUAUGAACAGGAAAAUACCUUUUUUAAAAAGAAAAAAAAAAGUAAAAAGUGAUGAAGCACAAAUAUCUCUCUGAUAUGCUUUGUGGUCUGUUUCCUGCUGCUGUGACCCAUGAUAAAUUAGUUCUGAUGUCUUGCUCUGUCAGCUGAAAGUAACUCAUGGUGUGACAAUGAUGAUAAAACUUCCAAACGUUUGGUGUAUGUUUAGGCCUGUAAUACCUUAUUUUGCUCAAGCUUUAUUCCUUAUCUUGCUUAAGUAUUGCAAGUGUAAAAAUCUUUCAUGGCUCAAAGAAUGUACGGUUUAUCUUUCAUGCAUCCUCAGUGCAUGUCAUGUGCUGACAAAAUGAAGUGCUAAAGGUGCAUCCUUACUGUGCAAAUCCAAAGAAAACCGGUUGUACAAAUCAGCCUUUUUUACUAGGACACAUUUAUAAUCAUCCAGAUGUAGCUGCAGAGAUUGUUUUGACACUUUUAUCUUUUUUUCUUUGAUAUGGUCUUACAAGCUCUGGCAUGAAGAUAGCUAUAAAGCAGCUGGAGAAUGGCAAAUAUCUGUUAAAAAUCAAAUAUGACAUGUUCAUCCUGAAUAGGAAUGUGCUUCUCAGUUAUACAACUAUCGUUCUGUAUUUAACUGCAUUUACAAGACUUGUCUUGUUACCUUCUUGGGAGUUCACACUCCCAAGGUUAUUCGACACUCCCUCAGGCUAUAAAUUAUGGGCACAUGCCUACUGAAGUGUGAUUUAUUAUUUUUAUAAAAAAGCCCAACCCUUACGUCCCAUGUUUUGCUGGAAAGAGGCUUCUUUGUGCACCAAGCCUUUAAAUUGUGAGCAACCAUUUACUUACUGAUUUCGCUUUUUUGGAUCGUGUUGCUCAGGGAUCUCGGUCAACUCCUCACACCAUGAAGGGUUUUACUCUUCUUUUCCUAGUUGUUAUCUGUGGUAUGGGAGGAUUGGGACAGAAGCUGAAGCCAAAGAGAAGAAGCAAUGGUGAAGAAAUCAAAUUUCGGACUAAAACCAAAGACAUUUGCACAAUGAGCAUUAGUGGGGACGAUGAGGAGAUGAAACUUAGAAUUGAAUGCAAAAGCCAAGCUAUGUCCUACUGGUGUGAAUUCACUGGCAAGCCAUCAGUCUGUCGUGCUUUCAGAAAUAAUCCAAAGAUUUACUGGAAUCAGAUCGCUGCGGAACUUAGAAAGAUCCCUCAUGCUUGUGAAUCCACAGAAGUGUUGAAGACCUCCAUGUGCCAAAAGGCUCCUCCAGAGGCUCUCAUGAAGCAAAUAGCUACUGGUGUGGAGCCAGAAGAGCUAGCAAACCAGGAAGAAUCAGCGCAGAAAAUGUCCACUUCUAUGAGAGGAGCAGGGCAAGGGUCUGAAAAUGAAACAGAAGCAAUGAAACUGGCACGGGAACAUUGCUGGGAAUCCCUGCAUGGUUUCUGCUCCUACAUUAUUGGCAUCUUUAGGGGUUAAGGACUCACUUCAGAGCAAAAUUAUUACAGCUGAAGAAGGGUCCUUGCUGUAGUUUAAUAAUUUAGACAUAAGAAUUUUGGUUUAAAAACAAAUUAUCUCUAUUAAUCUUGUAGGUGUUUUCUUUUUAUGCCCCUAAAAUGAAACUUUUUAACAGCCCUGAAAAAUGCAUGAAACUGGAGUGACUGUGUUUAAAGUGUUAGGAUGAACGAACUGUCACUAGACUUGUUACACACCCAGGUGUGCAUUUAAAUAACAGAGGUUCUGCUUUAGGAGUGCUGACCUUGCAUAGGUUUUUGUAUGUGCUGAUUUGCUUUAGUUUGUUAGAGAUGAAAGCUGUUAAUGAUGAUACAGUUAGUGCAAACAAUAAAAAUAAAAUUUUUUUAAACAUA
Pipra filicauda (Wire-tailed manakin) is the source of this 2138-nucleotide messenger RNA. It is a transcript of the gene FGFBP2, whose product is annotated as fibroblast growth factor binding protein 2. Bases 1186 to 1749 code for a protein of 187 amino acids. The record is from RefSeq and is a predicted model, not a curated record. Lineage: Eukaryota; Metazoa; Chordata; Aves; Passeriformes; Pipridae. Gene Ontology annotation, molecular function: growth factor binding. The transcript has 2 exons. Gene Ontology annotation, biological process: cell-cell signaling.